GAAAGAUCGUUUUUGGUUACUGUAACGCCGAAGGCGGAACAAUUCCAGAGUGAGAAGGAUCGGAACUUGGCCAAGAUCUCUGUGGCCGAUGGUGGAGCUCACGUACUUCCCUGCGCUGCUGCGAAAUAUGCACUGGGGAAUCAAGGAAAGGAAUGAAAAAGAAAUGCACCUGCGAGAACCUCUGUUGUGCGAGUGGCCCACCGACGACAAUAGCGAGUCCGAUGGCGAAGGGGUGCGCGAACACUUGGCGUACAAAAAGCACGUGGUGGUGACAGUCGAGCCCAAACUCACGCGAUCUGAGCGACUGCUGCGAUCUGGGUGGUCCUUAUCUGCUUUCUCCAGACAGCAUCACAUGAACACCGUACCCAACGUCGAGACCACCCAGGACAUUGUGAACAAGGCCCUGGCCCAGCUGGCCGGGAUCACCGUUGCCGCCGUCACCCUCCUCUUGCUUGCAUUGUAUCGGCAAGCCGCGUGAAUAUAGCCCAUAAUUAGCUCCCGUUAGGUCAAUUUGUGUGUUCCUCGACAGUGGCCGCCUUUCCAAGUGGUCGCUGCUCCAUCUGCAACUGACACGACGCUGUGAGAGGGCAUUUGUCGCAUUUCGGCCUGACUGCAGUGCACGUGAGCUGGCCAAAUCCAAUCAUCAUCUUGGACAUAUUCCGCCAGAGGUGCCUGGGUACCCAUUCCUCGAGAUCGCGGCGAGUAGUUUCGGAGUUUGUGGUGCUGUUCGUUCGAAGUCUCGUCCAUCUAAG
Messenger RNA from Aphanomyces invadans, 752 nucleotides. RefSeq lists its product as hypothetical. The transcript has a single exon. Bases 89 to 478 code for a protein of 129 amino acids. The record is from RefSeq and is a predicted model, not a curated record. NCBI's taxonomy places the organism in Eukaryota, Oomycota, Saprolegniomycetes, Saprolegniales, Verrucalvaceae.